Cuscuta europaea is the source of this 1188-nucleotide messenger RNA. The record is from the annotation of a GenBank genome assembly. NCBI's taxonomy places the organism in Eukaryota, Viridiplantae, Streptophyta, Magnoliopsida, Solanales, Convolvulaceae.
AAUAAACCAAAUUAAAGUAAGUAGCCUUCUCCAAUCCCUCUCAUUAAAGUCUAAAUUCCCCUAACCAAGUUGACUAAAUACGGAGUUGCACUAUCACUCUCCUUCCUAUCCUCGUUGGUCAGCUCCAAACCCUAACUACGAUCUGCUCCAUCUGCCUGGCUUUUGAUUCAAAAAAUGUCGUACUUGUUGCCACAUCUUCAUUCCGGCUGGGAAGUUGAUCAAGCCAUCCUCGCAGAGGAGGAGCGCCUCGUCCUUAUCCGCUUCGGUCACGACUGGGACGAGACCUGCAUGCAGAUGGAUGAAGUAUUGGCUUCAGUGGCGGAGACAUUAAAGAAUUUUGCAGUGAUAUUCCUAGUGGAUAUAACCGAAGUACCUGACUUCAACACAAUGUAUGAAUUGUAUGACCCAUCGACUGUAAUGUUCUUCUUUAGGAACAAACACAUCAUGAUCGAUCUUGGAACUGGGAAUAAUAACAAGAUAAACUGGGCACUCAAGGACAAACAAGAGUUCAUUGACAUCGUCGAGACUGUGUAUCGUGGUGCCAGAAAGGGCCGUGGUCUUGUCAUCGCUCCCAAAGACUACUCUACCAAGUAUCGUUACUGAUGUAUUGUUCUAUUUGUUGUGGUACAAACGCACAGAUUUGUAUUGUUCCUUACUGUGCGUUUAUGAUUGAAUAAUAAUGAGACUGUAUGAUGCGGUAUUAGACUAAGUCACACCUGCUUGUUGAUUGAUUGUGGAAUACAUAUUCCUUGUGUCUAGCAAGUUUCAACGGUAUCUUAUCAGUCACCAUGCUUGUGUGCUUUGUGUGACUUCAUAUUCACAGUUUAAUUUGUGUUCAAACUUCAAAAUACGACUGCUGUCUACCAAUUGAUGUAAACCUUUGCAUUGGCACUGAAAAUGUUGCUGGUGGAAAAUCUUCUGCUCCAUCAAUGUUUCUUUGGUUGUCUUCAUUGGGGCGAAGAAGAUCGGAGUGGCUCCAAGAGUUGGUUGUCCUUUGUUUUGUCUUUUCCAUUUUUCACUAUGCAUUUUUAUCUGUUUUCUCUUUACUUCAUCUUUUCUGCUGUUUUUGUCUUUCAUUUGUUGUACCUUUAUAUUAUCUCAGAAAGUAUACUUUGCCUUAAAAAAGAAAAAUCUAAGGCUGUCUUCAAUAAAAAAAUGGGCCCAUUUACCUCAUAUUGAUCAUCAAAA